UUUUUCUAGCGCAUAAGGAGAAGGGAGAGGAGGGUUGCAUGGAAAAGGGAAAUUUCCAAGAAAAGAGGGAUCUGCGGCAAUAUCUGCACCUCGGGUGAUGAGGAGAGGAACCAACAGGCAUAAAUGGCCUGGAGACGGCUGAAAUCUUUGCCGAGGAGAUUGGGACCGCGGGAUUAUUUUCCACCUGCCUCCCCUACCCGGUUCUGUAAUCCUGGCUCAAAGUAGGCAAGUCGAGUUGGAGCUGAAGAAGGGAGGCGAUGCCACACCUCCCGAGGACACUGGGGACAUCGGGGGUUGCUGAGCUUAGCAUCUUUUCACCGGCGUACCGAAGGCAUCAGACAGACGCUCAUCUGCCCUGAAGUGCAGAUCUGCAACAGCUACCAAGAAGACUCUGUCUCUCUGUCUCUCUGUCUCUCUUUCUCUCUCUCUCCAGUCCAAACCAUUACAAGACCUGACUUCCACCAUCUGGGAAUCUAACCCCUUUUAAGUCCCUUCUUGUUUUUCUACGAUGACUCACCAUUAUUUUUAACUUUGAAGAGAGAGGAAAUUAUGGGGAUCUUGGAAGCCUGUAUUCCUCUCUAGGAUUUCCCCAGGGUCAGAUAAUCGGUGUUACUAAGAGACACUAAGAUUUGGCUUCUCCAGCAGGGGCGAUUUUCUUUCCUUUUUUUUUUUUUUUUUAUUUUUAUUUUAUUUUCUCUUUUUUUUUUUUUUUUUUUUUUUUUUAUAUAUCAUCCCUUCACCUUUUCAUGAGACACUUCCAAAUCUACGUACCUGUCCUUCUGCAGGAUAGUAGCCCUGCCCUGAAUCCGAUCCCACCACCAGGCACUGGGAAGAGUUUAGCAUAAGGAUUUCUUUUAAACCCCAAUAUGACAGUUGCUACCGGAGAUCCUGCAGACGAAGCUGCAGCUCUUCCCGGUCACCCGCAGGACACGUAUAACCCUGAGACCGACCAUGAAUGCUGCGAGAGGGUGGUCAUUAAUAUUUCGGGUCUGCGCUUUGAGACACAGCUCAAGACACUAGCCCAAUUUCCAGAGACCUUACUAGGGGAUCCUAAAAAGAGAAUGAGGUAUUUUGACCCGCUCCGGAAUGAGUAUUUCUUUGACCGGAACAGACCCAGCUUCGAUGCGAUUUUGUACUAUUACCAGUCUGGUGGGAGGUUGCGGAGGCCGGUUAAUGUGCCCUUAGAUAUCUUCUCAGAAGAGAUUCGUUUCUAUGAACUGGGGGAAGAAGCGAUGGAGAUGUUUCGGGAGGAUGAAGGCUACAUCAAAGAAGAGGAAAGACCGUUGCCUGAGAACGAAUUUCAGAGACAAGUAUGGUUGCUCUUUGAGUACCCUGAGAGCUCAGGCCCUGCCAGGAUUAUAGCUAUUGUCUCCGUUAUGGUGAUUUUAAUCUCCAUCGUCAGCUUUUGCCUGGAAACGUUGCCCAUUUUUCGGGAUGAGAACGAAGACAUGCACGGCAGUGGGCUGAGCCAUCCCCCCUACUCCAACAGCAGCAUGGGGUACCAGCAGUCCACCUCUUUCACAGACCCCUUCUUCAUUGUGGAGACACUUUGCAUCAUCUGGUUCUCCUUCGAGUUCUUGGUGAGGUUUUUCGCCUGCCCCAGCAAGGCUGGAUUUUUUACCAACAUCAUGAACAUUAUAGACAUUGUAGCCAUCAUUCCCUAUUUCAUCACCUUAGGGACAGAGCUGGCUGAGAAGCCGGAGGAUGGUCAGCAAGGCCAGCAAGCCAUGUCCUUGGCCAUCCUUCGAGUCAUCCGUUUGGUGCGGGUCUUCAGGAUCUUCAAACUCUCCAGACACUCCAAGGGGCUGCAGAUCCUGGGGCAGACUCUCAAGGCCAGCAUGCGGGAGCUGGGCCUCUUGAUAUUUUUCCUCUUCAUCGGCGUCAUCCUCUUCUCCAGCGCCGUCUACUUUGCCGAGGCCGACGAGAGCGAGUCCCAGUUCCCGAGCAUCCCCGAUGCCUUCUGGUGGGCCGUGGUUUCCAUGACGACUGUUGGCUAUGGAGACAUGGUCCCCACGACCAUCGGGGGGAAAAUAGUGGGUUCCUUGUGUGCCAUCGCUGGCGUAUUAACGAUUGCCUUACCAGUGCCCGUCAUAGUGUCUAACUUCAAUUACUUCUACCACCGGGAGACAGAGGGAGAGGAGCAGGCUCAAUAUUUGCAAGUAACCAGCUGCCCAAAGAUCCCCUCUUCCCCUGACCUAAAGAAAAGCAGAAGUGCCUCUACUAUUAGUAAGUCUGAUUAUAUGGAGAUUCAGGAAGGCGUAAACAAUAGCAAUGAGGAUUUUAGGGAGGAGAACUUGAAGACAGCCAAUUGCACCCUAGCUAACACAAACUAUGUGAAUAUCACCAAAAUGCUAACCGAUGUCUAGUCGCUAAAAUCUAGUAACGUAUUUAAAGCUGAAGUGGAACAACUGCAGAUAUUGAGUGCUGCUCUGCAUUGUAGUUAAUACAGUAUUUUCUACGGUGUAUAUUUGGUUCUGCAUGGGAAGCAAUAGCUGUGUAAGUGACUUUUAACCUUUGAUUUCCACACCGAAUAAGCGUUCGUGCAAAAAAACCUCCAAACAACAAACCAUUUUGAUUCCCUUCUCCCAUCCCAGGCUUUGUGGGUUUCCAAAUAUGCGGAGCGGUUGGGCAUUUCAAGCAAUGGGAUGGGGAUGCAGGGGGCAGCUCCGGGCCACCCCGGGGUACCACGUACGCUGGUCCCUGUCCCACGGAGCUGGGCGAUAGCAGCUUCCAGGCGUGAGGAACGGCUGGGAAAGGUCAGGCAGAGCUUAAGGAAGGGAAGAUGCAGUCGUGUGUCCGAAUUGCUUGAAGGCUCGGGUUUCCGCCCCAGGAAUGCCAAGUGAGAACGCAUCACCCCAGCUCAUGUUUCAUAACUGAAAAUGCUGCAUGCUGCAAUAGUUUCAGCCACUGCAGUAUGCCAGUGUGAGGCCCAGGGGAGGGAUAAUUAGUAUGACGGCACAUUAUUUAUUAAGUCUUAAAUUUUCUAUGCUAGGCAUCGGGAGGGACAAGUAAAUAAAUCAAGCGCUUGGAUUUUAUUUAUUUAUUUAGAUGACACUUCCAUUACCAAUAGUUCCAGGAUCACCAAAGACACCUCCACUGACACAUUGAAAAUGAGUUGGAAAAAGCAUCUUUUUUGAUAUCUAUAUAUAUAAAACUGGAGCAACUAUGCUGUGGCCUAUAAUAUAUUUAUACUGCAGUGAAAUUUAACCAGUAAUACAGUACAGCUGCAUGGAUAUUUGUUGCAUGAAUCUGAAUAUUUAAUACACACACAAAUAUAUAUUUUCUUAGUAGACUAUACAGUAUUCAUGUUUAUAGUGUUUAUAGAUUCUCCGGUGGCUCGAAGGAGAUUCAUGGGAGUUUAAAAAUCUCUAUUAUAUUUAAAAACCGGAUGGGGAAGGCAUGUGCUGACAACAGUUUGAUAGAUAACAAAGCAAAGCCUGAGUGUCCAAGCAUCAGACACAAGAGCCGACUAACGCAAGCGAGGGAAGGUGAGCUGAAAGUUAAACACCUGCACUCAUUAUGGGGCGAGUAAUUAGUCGUUAAUCUUGGUGUCAUGAGCAGAAACCACGGCAGAUCAGAGAGGGCAUGAGGAGCAGGUGGAAUAGCAGGUACUGGCUCUCCUGACUUGUUUGUUCAGCAAUUUUCAGCCGUUUCCUAUAUAAUUAUCGUGUGUGUGUGUAUAUAGAUAUUUAGAGAGCGACUACAGGGCCGAAUCCUCAGCAAAUGUGAGCACUUGGGGCAUCGGGGGCUUCCCAGCUCAGGGGUGCUGUGGUGGGGGGGCAUGGGCUGGAGCAGGGCGACCUGCCCCACAGUGCCCGUGGGAUCACCAGGGCAUGGUGUGUUUUGGGCUGGAAAACUCCUUUUCAACCAUGGAGAGCCUCAGGGCUGUUGGUUUAUUCCUUUAUGGUGGAGAGGGCACAUGCUGAGGGUGGGCUGGAUCCGAGCGGGUGCCUCUGAGCCUUUGCUUUGCCUUCGUCCAGGGUUUUUAGGAGGGGUGAGACCCUGAGGCUGUCUCUUCUUCUUCAUCAUCCCCGGUGUUAUUUGGGGAUAGGUGGGAGCUGUCGGUCCAGGAAGAUCUCAUCUGCUUUCCCCAUCAUCUGAAUUCCCUUGUGUUUUCCCCCAGUUUCUGGCAAUCCUCGGGGAUAGGCGCCCUGUUCCUCUGCCAGGUCAGGGGAUACAAACCUCUUCCAAGGCUGUAGUCAAGCAAAGCCUCCCCGGGGUACGGGAAAGGGUUUAACAGCCUGUUGAGUUGGGAUGAAUUUGGGCUGAUGGGGGCACAGUCAGUGCUGCACUGCUGUGCUGAAGUGUGUGCACAAGGAGGGAACCCCAUUGCAGAGUGUACGAGGGGGAUCAGCCAGACCCUUCCCGAGAUCAGAGAGGAAAACCAUACUAAUAACAAUAAAAUAAACGGUGCUAGCGUAUUCUACAGCAAUGGUUCAAAAUGCUGCUUUAGGGCCAGAUCCAUCUCUCGUGCUGAUGUGACUCCCCUCAGCCAGGUGGAAUCACUCCUCAUUUUUAUUUUAUUGAUUGACUGAUUCAGGCCUGGCUAUCAUUAAUACCAAGUGUCCAUGGUUAGCACACAGGAGCCCUGGCUUCUGCUUGGUGCAGAGGACCAGCAGCAUCAAUGCGUUGGGUCUCAAAGGUGCUCAGCACCAUGCAGCAUGGGACCCCAGCCUGUCUUUAAUUACACCUCAUUAUAUUAGGAGCCCUCUCCUCCCUCUCUGCUGCUGCAGCUCUGAAACGGGAGCCCCUGCAGCCCGUUAACAUCUUAAACACACACACACAAAAAGCAACGCAACCGAAAGCAAUAAAUCUCUACUUCUGAAGUUCAUCUCGUUGAAUGGGACGGGGCUGGCUUGAGCCACCGGCUUGGGCACGAUUCCCAGGGCAGUCAGCCAGCUUCCAUCGAUCCGGCUCGCGGUGGGUCCGUGGGGAGGUGAGCUUGCGUGGGGAGGCUGCCUGAUGCACUGGGAUUCUGCCCAUCCACCCCAGGGUGCCCCAGCAGCAGGCCACCCCAUCCCUGGUGUGGGGGAAGGUGCUGGGGACAGGCUGCUGCGGGGGUUUUGGGGAGGAUGCUGGCACUCAACGAGACAUUGCCAAGUGUCUGGUUGUUUAACGCCCGUGGGCUUCAGAUGAUUUGGGGGGAGCAUUUGCCAAAGUACUGGGUACAUCUUGGGAGCGUGAACACUGUUGUGGUUCAGUAAGGAGGAAGAUCACGGGUUUUUUGGAGGAGAGGAAUUGUUUUGGGCACGGUGUCCCUGCGGGCUUUCAGAGGCCAGGCAGGAGCGGAGAGCGGGUCCGUGAGCAGGAUCAGGCACAUCCAAACCUGCUCACCAAGCUGGGCGGUCCUGGCUGCCUUGGGAAACCCCAGAGCCACAUCGCAGGGAUGAACAGGGCCAAAGAGCAAGAGGCCACGUUCUUCCUGUUGUCACCAGUGGGAGCUGGCUUCUGUCCCCAUGGCAGGGGCCAGCUUGGCCGGUCCCUUCCUCAGGACAGAUCCUGCACCUCUUGCACUGACCCGGGCAGAUGUUCCUGGUGAAAAGGAGCCUUGGUGGGAGAGCAGCUCUGUGCUGCCCUUGGCACCAUGUGUGGGAAAGAGGGAAAACAUCCAGCUAAGUGCUUGGAUGUUGGGUUCAGGGCAAAAAAUAUCCGUGGGUUUGUGGCUGGAAGCGAUCUGUCAGGCUGCAUGAAGCAGAAGGGUCCAGGUUUUUCCCCUACACAGAGAAAUGGUUCCCUUACAGCUUUUAAUGGGAUUUGUGCCUGCAGGUCGGAGCUCUAGUGCUAUUUCUAGCUUUGCUUCUGACUCACUGAUGUGAUCUUGAACCAGUUUUUCAGGAGGAGACUGUGAUUUUUUUUUUUUUUUUUUUUCUUGAGGAAUUUGAUUUGAGAGAUUCUGGGCCUGUUUCUGCAGAGAUGCUGAGCAUCCAAAACUCCCCUUGAUUCUGAAAGGGUGCAAAAAUGAGCUGCAAAGUGGCUCAGACUGAGGAUGUUAAAUUAGGGACUGGGAAGGCAUUGGGCCACCUAACGUAGGUGGUCUGGUUCCUCUCCUCCUCCCUUGGAGAUGUUUGCCUCUCCAGGGGUGGGAUGAAGCUCUCUGCUCUGCGAAGGUGCUCCUGGGUUGGCACCCAGAGGGGACAGAACUUGUAUUUUAGUCUUAUCCUUUGUGCCAUGGUUUUGGAGAGCUGGAAAGUGGUGAUUACAGUGCAGUUGUCUUCUAACAGCCAACCACAUGCCCAAGCCUCCAAGCAACCCAUCAGGCCUUUAAUAUUUUCCAAAAUUUCUGCUAAGGGCAGUGGGGUGAGGCUCGUAUACUGACUGGACAUCACCAAGUGAUUAGGCUGAGAGGAAAAAAUUGUCUGCAUGGGGCAAUGUGUUUUAUUGGGAAAACUAAUCUCUGCAGCAAUGUUUUGUGUCAAAGUCCUACAGAUUUGAAUACUGAGCUAUACGAACAAAAGGAUGUCUAGAUUGGCGUUAUGAGAGUGUAGCACGUGGGUGUAUAAAUAUGGGCAUAUUUGUGCAUAAAUACACAGAAGGAGAGAAAAAGACAGAGGAGGAGGAGGUAUUUCAGGAAGGGCCUUGCUUUGUUAUCAGAUAAUUCCUGGGUCAGCCCUUGAAAUUGCUGCCAAAGUCUUGUAGCUUUUCCAGAGCUUGCAAUACACUUGGGGACGGGCCCAAGCGAAGGAAAUCGGGAUCUGGCCUUGGAAGUGGGAGCAUCCCGAGGGGCUGGUGGCAUUCAACUCCACACAUCCCUCUGCAAACCAGCAGCUUUGCAGCAUCUCCGCUCUCGAUCCCAAAUCCCUGACUUGGGCCUGUCAUGACCGUUUCUGUGACUGUGCAGGGAAAGCCAAGCAGAAGUCAAAGGGAUUUGUUUGCAAUGCAAGCACAGUGCUGCACUGGAUGGGGGCUUGGGGGUUCUUUUUUUGUAGUGGCUGGAUUUCAAGUCCCUUGAACCAUUUGGAUUUUGGUCCUAGUGUGGUGGCGAGAAGCAUCUCCCGCUUUUGGGGCUGGGGGUGGGUUUAACUCAAGGUCUACAUCCAUGGGGGGGGUCCCAGGGAUUUCUUUUGAUUGUGGGAGUUGGUCAGCGUGCUGCUAGGGUGGAAGGGGCUGAGGGGUGAGGAAAGGAGUCAGCACCAAACCAUUUAAUUUUGCACACAAAAAAAGCCUGUGGCUCCCUCCUUGCAUCCUUGGCAGCAUUCAACCUCCUCUGCAUCCAGCACAUCCCUUGGUCCCUCUUGUUGGGGACCAACUGCUGCCCCCCACCAGGAGCCCCAAGGAAGGACAAGGUCCCCCCCCCAUGCACCAGCUGCUGUCCUGCCCCCGGCCAAAGCAGUGCCCUUCCCCAGCCCCCGUGUGAACUUCAGUCUCCCCAUGAAGUUACUGCGUUUGACUGCCCAAAUUUCAUCCCCCCUUCUCGGAAAUGGGUGCUCCGAUCCUUCCACAUCCCAUCACAGGGGAGAGGGACCAGCCUCCGGUGGUGUAAAUCAGCCCUGAGAGAACAGCACUGAUUUACACCUGGAGACAAGAUCUCCCAGCCCAAUUGUAUAUGAUGAGACGUAAAUUCUUUAUCCAUGUUUUCCCUUGGGGAGGAACAGUUUGGCUUGUAGGAGCUGCUGGACAUCAUGUAACCACACAAGGUCCACGCACACAGACCCUCAUGGGGGCCACGUCCCCUCCCCAGCCCUGCCUGGCUGCCCUGAGUUUGGGGUUGGUCUUUUGGGGUUAGGAUUUUUGAUAUUUUGAUUUUUUAAAAAUUCUUUUGCUGCCUAGAAGACUGUAAUUAUCUGUUUGCACUUGCUCCCUCAUUGCUUGAGACUGUGCUCUUGUCCUCCAAUGUCAUACACCGAAGCACAAGGGGAAAAAAUGGGUAUUGGAUCAACCCUGCAUGCAGUGCCUAAUUUGAGUGAAUCAAUAGGAAGAGGAAAUCCAAGAAGGACUCAUCCUAAGGAUGCUGGAGCUGAACCUUUUGUUUCCAUGGUUACGGGAGAAAUGGGACCAGGAAUGGAGAGAGGCCUAUAAACUGUUAAAGGAGGACUCGUGGGAAUUUCAAGUCAUUUAACCAUGCAUUUGCUAGACAAAAAAUUUAGACACCAGCUGUAUCCGAAUUGCACAGUGUGUAUAGACGUUACUGCUCUUAUUGACGAUGUGGGGGUGUCCUGGGGGUCGGGUGGAUCUACGGGCUGAGAGGCACCCGAGUCAAUAAGGCUGACCGUUGUAUAUAGGUAUACAGAUCUGUGUACAUACAUGAUCCAAAUGAGCAUUUGCUGUCUGGUUUAUCAUGAGUGUAUAUAAUUUAUUCUUCACAGAGUAUCACAAUUUUUGUAAAUAUCUGCACUAAUUAAGAGAAAAUAAAUAUGUAUAUUAUUGAAGA
Tyto alba (common barn owl) is the source of this 8368-nucleotide messenger RNA. RefSeq names its product potassium voltage-gated channel subfamily A member 2 (gene KCNA2). Gene Ontology annotation, molecular function: delayed rectifier potassium channel activity; protein binding. Bases 867 to 2366 code for a protein of 499 amino acids. Lineage: Eukaryota; Metazoa; Chordata; Aves; Strigiformes; Tytonidae. The transcript has 3 exons. The record is from RefSeq and is a predicted model, not a curated record. Gene Ontology annotation, biological process: protein homooligomerization; potassium ion transmembrane transport. Gene Ontology annotation, cellular component: membrane; dendrite; juxtaparanode region of axon.